UCAUUUUGCAGAUAUGGCUGACAGAGCUUCAUCCUUAAAGAUUGGAAUUGUGGGAUAUGGACAUUUGGGUCAAUUUCUUAUUGAGAAGAUCCAAAAAGAAGGGCCUGAGGUGGGUCUCCAGCUGGCAUAUGUUUGGAACCGAAAUCCAGAAAAACUUAAAGACUCAGUGCCCAAAGAUCUUAUUCUAAAUGACAUCUCAGAUUUCACACACAGGGAUGCUAAUGUAAUAGUGGAAGUGUGUCAUCCACAGAUAGUUAAAGACUUUGGGGCCAAAUUUCUGUCACAUGCUCACUUCCUGGUGGGCAGUCCAUCUGCACUCUCUGAACCCCAGCUUGAACAGGAACUCCGCACGGCUGCAAAGCAUCAUGGGAGAACACUCUAUAUACCCAGUGGUGCAUUAUGGGGUGGACAAGAUAUUCAAAGAAUGAAUGACAAUGGAACUUUGAAGGCGCUCUCCAUUCGAAUGUCUAAGCAUCCUUCUUGUUUCCGCCUGACUGGUGGUCUGCUCACUGAUUGGACAGAGGGAGAGGGGAGGUGUGUCUUGUUCCAUGGCUCAGUAGCAGAACUCUGCCCCAUUGCUCCAAACAAUGUGAACACCAUGGCGGCGGCAGCCAUAACCGCAUCAAAGUUGGGUUUCCAUGGGGUUACCGGAGAAAUAGUGUCAGACACUGCACUGGCUGACUAUCACAUUGUAGAAGUUGAAGCAACUGGUCCAGAUGGGUUCACAGUUAAAACGGUUCGAAAGAACCCAUCCAAACUGGGAGCUGUUACAGGCAAUGCCACGUACAAUUCAUUCUGGAGCAGUUUACUGGUUUGCAGGGGUCAUGGUGGGACAGUAUAUCUGUGCUGACUGGACUGCUGCAGACAUAAACACGCAUGUUUCUUUGGGUUAACUAAAGGAAACUAGUAGCAU
This is a messenger RNA of Triplophysa rosa, 913 nucleotides long. It is a transcript of the gene aspdh, whose product is annotated as aspartate dehydrogenase domain containing. Gene Ontology annotation, molecular function: L-aspartate dehydrogenase [NAD(P)+] activity; NADP binding. Bases 14 to 850 code for a protein of 278 amino acids. The record is from RefSeq and is a predicted model, not a curated record. Lineage: Eukaryota; Metazoa; Chordata; Actinopteri; Cypriniformes; Nemacheilidae. Gene Ontology annotation, biological process: NAD+ biosynthetic process. The transcript has 7 exons.